GGGGGGGGGGGGAAGGGGCUAUAUGAUUCUAAACACGUAUUCUCUCUUUUUUUUUCUCUUUACUUUCUUUAUUUUUCUUAAAUAUAUACAAACAUGUCUUGGCAAGCUUAUGUAGACUCUAACCUUCUCGGUACUGGUCAAGUUUCUCAAGCCGCUAUUUACGGUUUGAACGGCGGUGAAUGGGCUAAAAGUGCUGGUUUCCAGUUGAGCUCUAAUGAAGUCAAAGAAAUUACUGAUGCCUUCUCUAACAGCGAGGGUGUUCUCGCUAGUGGUGUUCAUGUAAACGGUGUCAAAUAUCUCACUAUCAGAGCCGAGGAAAACCUCAUUUAUGCUAAGAAGGGUGCUGAAGGUAUCUGUAUUGCAAAGACCAACCAAGCCUUCUUGGUCGGUACUUACAAGGAAGGUAUUCAACCUGGUAACUGUAACAAGGUUGUUGAAGGUUUAGCAGACUACUUGAAGUCUGUUGGUUACGUAUGUACUUUUAAAAUCCAGUGCACUAAAGAAACUAACGCGUCUUUUAUAGUAAAAUAUCCUCUUUCUCUUGUUAAAUAAACAUAUACACCUUUUCAUAAACAU
Molecule: messenger RNA, 576 nt
Organism: Gilbertella persicaria
Lineage: Eukaryota; Fungi; Mucoromycota; Mucoromycetes; Mucorales; Choanephoraceae
Product: profilin
Exons: 3
Coding region: 94-552 (152 amino acids)
Cellular component (GO): cell cortex
Molecular function (GO): actin monomer binding
Source: RefSeq, a predicted model, not a curated record